GUCAUAAAUAGAUGUGUUGGUAUUCCCGCUGUGACAGUUUAACGAAAGAACUCGGUUGGCGUUGUCAGCAGUCUUCAUCAAAUCAAAUAUUGGGAUAACGUUAUUGUCUUCUAUAUGUCAACAAUGUCCAACCAGGCGUCACCAUCAACUGCAUUAGAAAAUGACACAGAAUUCGACGCACGUCCCUUCACUGGUGAGUAGAUGUCGCUAUAGUUUCAAUUUAAUAUAAAGGGCAGUGGUUACCGUCAUGCAUGUGCUCCGCAAGUCUCAGGGGCUCCACAAGUCUCAGGGGCUCCGCAGUCGCUAUGGGAAACUUUUAUUAAUCUUUAAGACCUAAGGUAGGCCCAAGUGGUUCCCUAGUAGAAAUCGAUUAUUUAAAGGGCUCCACGAGACAAAAAGGUUGGGAACCUCUGAUAUAGAGGAUUAAUACAUAAUUAUCGAACGUAUAUAGAAUAUAAAGCAACUAUAUAGGUUUUAAAUAAAUUACAGCUCAUUGGCUAAAUAAGUUAUUAGAAUAACCGGGGAUCCAUGUAUUUUAUAUGAUUACAGAACCACCAUGUGCUCCACAGCAAGGUAUAGAUGACAUACCUGAUCAUCUGAGAGUACAUCUACCAUCACAUUUAAAAAAGGACAACUUCGAGAUACUCAUUCUGAAUGAUGAGGAGGAUGAAAAAGAGGCGAGGAUGUUAAAGAAAAACCUGGAGGAAAAUGUUCGUUACAAGAAAACUCACUCCUUGAUUCCGCCAAAGGUAGAGCUCUUUAGUGACGUCAUAUACGAAGACGAUUCACCGACGGAAGAGCUCGACUUCGCCCUGAGUAAAACAAUCUUUGUGUAUUUGUUUUUAACCCAUAAGUUCUGUGUAGAUAAAUGGACGCUGUUUAAGGGCCAGGCCUGCCUUAGAAAAGCCCUCCAGAACAGAGACUCAAAUUUGUGUGUAGUGAAUAUUGAAACCAUGCCUCGUGGCAGACGAGAAUAUGAUACAGUUUUGCCGACGACCAUCGGGGCCCUGCGAAAUUUCACGUAUUUAAGUGAUCCGGGGCAAGGAAAUGAAGACAUUUAUACGGGGAUACAAAAAAUGUUGGAAUGUAAAACUGGGAUUAUGUUACAAAAAGAUCAACAGCUACACAACGCUCGUCUGGAAUAUCUCUCGAAGUUGAAAGAAAGAAGUUCUUUUCCAAUCAUGUUUGGACCGCAAUUUAACCCGGAAGCUAUCAUGAUUCAAGGUACAAUAACCCAGUCAGCUUCUCGGGUCACCAGCAAUCAUCAAGAUGCCAUCAAAAAAUUUCACACAGGAUCACGGCUUAACGUUCCAGACAAGGCUUUAAACAAUGAACUGAACAAUGAUAUUGAAACUGACCAACCAUUGGACGUGGAUUCUACACUUCUAAAAACUCCCUUUCCCUCUACACCGGAGAGAACAGAUCUUGGGGACAGUGACACAAGCUUUCCAUCAGUGGAUUUCACAGAGGAGCAAGUUGCAGUGCCAGAGAGUAAUGCCGUUCUCGGAUAUAAUGGAGUACAUCUAUGUAGACCUACUCAUACGGAUAAGCCAUUAUAUUUCCAGGGAAAUGAGCUUCCAAAUGGACCUACGGAUUCUAGUACAGAAGUUGAUGGAAACGCAAAAAGUGGACAAUUUCUUGACUAUCUGCCCGAUUUAAGUUUACAAAGUAUAAACAUCUCUUCUGAGUCUUAAACUGACAUGUCCUUAGAUUUCUGAUACCUUUCACUUUAAGUGUGUUUUUAUACAAAUUAUUUAUCUAGGUUUUGCCCUUUAAUGAUUAGAUACAUUUUUAAAUUUUAAAAUAUGUAGAAAAAGUAUGCAUACAUCUACUGUUUUAUUGCAAAUAGUAUAUAUUUUGGAUUAUAUAUAUCACAAUGAUCUGGCAUAUUUUGUAAGAGCUUUAGUAUGCAUAGGUAUGUACAUUAAAUUCAUUAAUAAACUAUACUUUGUGAAGCUGACAGUGACUUAUUCGAAUGUCAAACCUUUUCUCUUGAAAAACUAAAUAUCAUGUGCCAGGAGGUUUUUAUGGAGAAUAAAACGUUUCUCAGCCAGUCAGCAGAUCGCCCCUCCACCUUUUUUUUCCCACUCUCCGCAAAGCUGACUUAUCGAAGGGAACUUCAAAUAAACGACGAAGCUCAACACCAAGGGCGUCGCAGGAAUUUUCAUCGAGUGGAAUGUUAUAACCCUCAUACUACGGGACCCCCCCCCCCCAUAUGCCCACAACAAUUUUUCUAACAAUGUUUACUUCCNAGGUGGAUGCUGGGGUCGGGGUGGGAGGUGAAGCCGCAAAGAAACGGAUGUUUUUAGUCGCCAUUUUCUUUCACAUAGGUGACAGACCAACCGGUAGGGUAAAAAAAAUAAUUACGGCUGGGGAUGGGGGGGGGGGUGGGGAUGGGGUGUGGGGUGGGGAUGGGGUGUGGGGUGGGGAUGGGGGUGGAUGUCUGCAGCGGUCGGCGCUUUUGUUAAGAGUGAUAUUUUCGCUCAAAUGAGACGAAAGGAAACUUUUUUGAAUUUGGGAUUGUAAAAGACACCAUGCAUUACUUUGAGGGAAAAAAACAACAAAAACUUUUUACUUGGCUAUAGAGAAGACACUGGCUAAAUUCUAAUUACGGCUUUUAAUUUUGGACAAGUUCAUAAAAAUUCUAGAAGAAGAAGGAAAUAAGUGAAACACACGUCAGUUUAAAGCUUGUACUAAUGGGUUAGGUAUCAAACGGUCACAUUUGAGAGAUUUCGAUGCCAUUGUAGGUACAAGGAAACACAUAUUAAAAGGAUGUAAACACUGGAAGAGAGAAAACAAAUAGAAUGCACAUAUGAUAUGUGUCGUUUGAACCAUCGUGAGGGGUUAUAUGGGGAUAGUGAGGGGCUAUGUGGGGGUAGUGAGGGGCUAUGUGGGGGUAGUGAGGGGCUAUGUGGGGGUAGUGAGGGGCUAUGUGGGGGUAGUGAGGGGCUAUGUGGGGGUAGUGAGGGGCUGUGUGGGGGUAGUGAGGGGCUAUGUGGGGGUAGUGAGGGGCUAUGUGGGGGUAGUGAGGGGCUGAAAAUUUGAUGUGUAGAUUUUGUCUUCGAGGGGGGGGGGAGCUAACUCAGGGACCGUUCCAGGCAGCACAAAGUCUAUCAUGAUACUGCCUAGUGACACAAAGUCUAUACAGGCUCGACACUGCCUGGCGACACAAAGUCUAUAUAGGCUCGACACUGCCUAGUGACACGAAGUCUAUAUAGGCUCGACACUGCCUAGCGACACAAAGUCUAUAUAGGCUCGACACUGCCUGGUGACACAAAGUCUAUAAUAGGCUCGACACUGCCUAGCGACCAAAAGUCUGUAUAGUUAUGACACUGCCUAGCGACUCAAAGUUUAUAUAGGCUCGACGCUGCCCACCGACACAAAGUCUAGUUAGGCUCGACGCUGCCCAGUGACACAAAGUCUAUAAAGGCUUGACUCUUCACAGCAACACAAGUCUAUAUAGGCUCGACGCUGCCCAGCGACACAAAGUCUAGGCUCGACGCUGCCCAGCGACACAAAGACUAUAUUGGCUUGACUUUUAACAGCGACAUAAAGUCUAUAUAGGGUUGACACUGCCUAGCGACUCAGAGUUUAUUUUCUGCUCUAUACAAGUAUACGGGCAUUUUCGGGCAAAACUAAUGAAAAGAAAUGGAUUAAAAGACGUAAGGCAUACUUUUAUUAUGCCAUUAGUAACUAAACAUAUUAUGAGAUGCUUGAACUCUGAGAAAAUUGGCUCAAUUCUAUACAGAGUAUUUAAACUAAAUAUUCUUACCAAGUUAUAUAGAAGUAUCGGAAGAAAAAAAGGUUUACAGGUUAACUAGGGUGACAGGUUAAAUAGGGUGAUAGGUUAACUAAAGUGACAGGUUAACUAAAGUGACAGGUUAACUAGGAUGACAGGUUUACUAAAGUGACAGGUUAACUAAAGUGACAGGUUAACUAAAGUGACAGGUUAACUAAAGUGAUAGGCUAACUAGUUUGACAGGUUAACUAGGGUGACAGGUUUACUAAAGUGACAGGUUAACUAAAGUAACAGGUUAACUAAAGUGACAGGUUAACUAAAGUGAUAGGCUAACUAGGUUGACAGGUUAACUAAAGUGACAAAUUUACUAAAGUGACAGGUUAACUAGGGUGACAGGUUACCAGGGUGACAGGUUAACUAGGGUGGUAGGGUAACUAGGGUAACAGGUUAACUAGGGUGGCGGGUUAACUAAAGUGACAGGUUAACUAGGGUGACAGGUUACCCCAAGAGCAAUAAAAAUGCUGUCCAGUAGAAUAAAGGUGCUGUCAAGCAAAAUAAUAAUUAAAUUGACCAAUCAGGGUCGAACACACCCUCAAGUCUAAAAAAGAAACUCAACCUAAAGACUGCCAUGAAACAAUAUUUAGCAGGAAAAAAAACAAAACAUUUUGGUGGAGGUGUAAAACAAAGGGGGAUAAAAAGGACUAAAUAAACAAGUCAGCCUAAUCUUGCUAUUAACAUUAAAGAGAUUUAACUUAAGCUUCCCAGGGCCAGGGGUCGAAGGAACCUAUGAAUACGGUUCUCCCCCCCCCCCUUUUUCCCUUACCCCUAGUUCCAAGCAAGCGUUUCUGUAGUUUUUUCACGAAUGAAAUGAACGAGGAUAAACACGGACCUUGUGAAAUGAAGAAAGAACGAAAAACAUAUCAUUACAGUUUAUUUUAUUAAUACAUUUUGAGUGAGGAUAUUGAAUAGUUCAGCUCCACAGUGUUUUACGUAAGCAGCCACUCGGGGAUCAGGGGCCGUCUUUCUUGAAGAUAAUUCUUCAACUCUCUUUCCGCUAUCCCAUUAAAAAUAAUAAUCCUGCCAUGAUGGUGACGUCAUUUUUGUAGCUUCAUGGUGUAUCCUACUGGAAGGAUCUUUACUCUUUUAAAGUUCCCAUCGUGUUGAAUGUUAAAAUAUCAGGUUAUUCUGCCAAUGAUGUCCGUUCGCAGUAUGAUCGCUAAUAUCCAAAAGUGUGAUUAUGAUAAACAACGACAACAAAGUUCAGUAAUAAGUGAUCACAAUAUAUGGCGGCUACUGUACACAUAUUUCCGAUUAAAUCUAAAAAUAGCAUAGGAUUUCCCAACUCUUAUUUUGAAAAAAAAAGGAGUGGUUGUGGUGAGAUCUGUCAGUUGGGGUGGUUGCUCUGCUGGUUUAGUAUUUUAAUCUACAAUAACGCAAAGUAAGUUUUAUUUUAAAUACCAUUUAUUUAAAAUACAUUUUUUAUAACUUCUAAACAACGUUUUCAUCUAGCUUUAUCCUAAAAGGCAUUCCCUACAUUUAUAGGCUUAUAAGUGUUUAAAUGAUGAUGUCAGCAAUGCCUACUACUGCCUAUUUAACAGCAGAAAGGACAGGUAGCCUAAAUAGAAAUGAAAUACAGUCUAAUGAAUAUGGGAGAGCUUACAGUAGAUAUGUACCAAUUCUUAGAUAACACCAUACACCAUUCCUUAAUUAUUUAGCAAAAUCGCAAAAUGUUCAAUCGUUUUCUUAAAAUAAAAAAUACAUUUAACAAAAGACACUUUAAAUAAUUGUUUGGCUAAAUCAUCAGUCAGAUCUAGUGGCCAUUUGUGAAUGCGCCAUUAUUCUUAAUCGUCUGGUUUAAAGAAAGGAUGUACAUUAAAAUGUACAUCAGCCAAUUUGUUUAAAGUUACUUCCCCAUAUCCAUUGAUUCAGGCGAAUAUUUUCUUGAUAUCCGAAAUGUUGUGUUAUUUUUUUGUUUAAAAUCAAAAGAUUUUUAUUACAAUAUGACAUAUGUGUAUGGAGAAAGAACAUGUCACUAAAUUAAUUGGAGAACAUUGCGUGCGUUUAUCACGGUCCAAACCAAAUUAACUUAACGGUUUAAAACAUUCACAUCAAAUCUUCCUUUAAUAUUUAUUGAUUUAAACAAAUAUUAAUGAACAAUAAAUAAAUGCAUAAAUAUAUCCAAUUGUUUGGAUCAAUAAAAGAAAAAUAUUUUAAAGUUUUAAAAAUAAAAUAUCUCUAAAAUCAUACAUAAACUAGAAAAUGCCAACGUUUUAAAUUAUGAAAAAAAAAAGACAAUUUCUUCAUAACAUGCUUGUGGGUGCUUUCCAGACAACAGCCUAGCCACUGCUGGGCACUUCCUUCUGGUGAAGUUAAAAAAGGUGGCUGAUGUUUAAUGGACUUUUCUUCAUAAUGUAAAUUUGAAAUAUUAAUAAAAACUUUAAAAUACAUUUAAAAAAAAACUAGAAGGAGACAUGUACUAGGCAUACUAUAAAACACAUUUUAAUUUCUUUGUUCCAGCUCUUGACAGUACGCGAUAUUUGAUGCGUGUUUUAGAUACACUUUACCAUGGCUACUAAAGCUCAUACUAAUGAACCAACAGAAAUUGAGCCCGAUGCUCAGUGUGAGCCAUAUCCACGUGACACCAAAAAUCCAGAAAUAGUGGACGCUGGUCAGUUCAGCCGUCCGUUUAAAGCCAAGAACUCAAGCAUGUGUCACAAGCUGCCGCAGUCCCUUCGAGAGGAUUAUUUUGAGAUUCUCAUCAUCUCUGCAGAGGCAGAUUUGAAACAAGCAGAAGAUUGUCGUCAGUUUUUAAGAAAAGAAUUGAACUGCAGGAUUGAGCUGCUGGGAAUCGGAGUGGCUCCUGUGAACCAUUUGGAAGCUUGUCUGGAAAAAACUAUGUAUACUUUUAUUUAUGUCACGAAAAGGUUGUGUGAAUGCACCUGGUCCACCCUGCUGAGUCAGGUGUCCCUUAAAAAGACGCUCGAGGACAAUGAUAAAAAAUGGACGGUGAUCCCAUUACACACGCAGUCUCAGCGAGAUUACGUGCUGCCAUUGCUUCUUCGUUACCUAGAGCCGAUUAUUAACUUCUGGCAAGAUGACCAUGACCUUGGUAGAAUUUCGGGGUUACUAAAGAAGAAAAAAGCUGAAAUAGAUCAACGUGAAUUUAUUUUAGACGAGGAAAGAUCAAAGUGGCUCACCGAGAACUGUCAGCUGUCAAAGAAAGAACACCGUCUUUGCACUUCCAAUUUAGACAACGAAACUUUGGCCGACCAGAAUACGUCUUUGAUUGGCGGUGGUAAACCAAUCAAAGCGGAGCCUCUUAAAGCAUUGAGGGGAGAAUUUGGAGACAUGGCUUUAAGCUCGAGGCAGCACGUUGGUAGACGUGAACGUAAAGACCAACCCGGGGCUGGUCAUCCUGGGGCAGGCCAGACAGGGACAUGCCAGCCUGGGACAGACCAACCUGGGCCAGGCCACUCUGAGGCAGGCCAACCUGAGGCACGCCAACCUGAGGCAGGCCAACCUGAGGCAGGCCAACCUGGGCCAAGCCAACCUGGGCCAAGCCAACUUGGGUCAAGCCAACCUGAGGAAGACCAAUUUGGGCCAAGCCAAGCUGGUGCGGACAGAGACAUUUCAGUGGACUCUGGGGAUCCAGUUGAUAGCGGUGUGUUUUCUGUUAGUAACAGAAGCGUCGCAUGUCAAUCAAAUCACGGGGCUGCCAUCAUCACAAGCAACACGCCAAUAAAUGUCAACAUGCUGCCAGCAGAGACUGCGAGCUUAGGAGAACCAUCAAAGUAUGUCAUCCCAGGGCCUGAAGAAACUGACUCGGAAUAAUACGCAACAAAUUUUCAAAUUUAAAACAAUAAAUCAAUAAAUGUGUUCAUAGUUUUAACAACAGAUGUGUUCUAGAUUGCUGAUUGACUUUCUAAGUCCUGAACUUGAUCACAUGUUCAUUGUGCUGGCUGAAAAUGUAAGAAAUGAAGUGCUUAGAAAAUCGAUGACAGUGGCGCUUGGAGCGAGUUAAUUUAUUGUUAUUGUUGUGUCCUUAAAUACAUAUACACUUACAUACCGGUAAUGAUGGCAGCAUUUCAAAUAAAUAC
Molecule: messenger RNA, 7836 nt
Organism: Lymnaea stagnalis (great pond snail)
Lineage: Eukaryota; Metazoa; Mollusca; Gastropoda; Lymnaeidae
Source: the annotation of a GenBank genome assembly